This is a messenger RNA of Zonotrichia albicollis (white-throated sparrow), 3306 nucleotides long. The record is from RefSeq and is a predicted model, not a curated record. NCBI's taxonomy places the organism in Eukaryota, Metazoa, Chordata, Aves, Passeriformes, Passerellidae.
CGAAGGCGGUGCCGAGCCAGGCCCGCCCGAGCCGCCCCGCAGGCAGAGCCGCCGGAGCAUGGCCGGGGCGCAGAGCUGCCGUCCCCCCGCGCCGGAUGAAGAUGUCAAACCAUUUACUCCUGAGAAAACCAAGGAAAUUGUGAUGUCUCUACAGCAACCUGCAGUCUUCUGUAACAUGGUUGGCAACUGGCCAGCCCUGCACUGGAAUGUGGAAUACCUUUCUGCUGUGUUGGAGGGAAAGAAAAUCCAGUUUAGGCUGGGCCUGAAGACAGUGGAUUUAGUUCCCCAGUUUGAAACCAGUUGUAGCUAUGUGGAAGCUACACUUGAGGAGUUUUUGACUUGGAGUUGUGGGCAGCCUUCUUGUCUCUCUGGACCAUUCAGUUGUUACGAUUACUCCAAAUACUGGGCUUAUGCUGACUACAAGUACAUUGCCAGGAUAUUUGAAGACAAGCCAGAAAUUUUCCAGGAUGUAAGGUGGUCUGACUUUGGUUUUCCUGGAAGAAGUGGAAAAGAGAGCACACUGUGGAUUGGUUCUGAAGGAGCAAACACCCCCUGCCAUUUGGACUCCUACGGCUGCAACUUAGUGUUGCAAGUACAAGGAAGGAAGAGAUGGCACCUCUUCCCACCUGGUGACACCAGUUUCCUUUAUCCUACCAGGAUCCCUUAUGAGGAAUCCAGCAUAUUCAGCAAAGUCAACAUUGCCAACCCUGAUCUGAAACGCUUUCCCGAGUUCAGGAACUCAACAGCCCAUGUUGUUACCCUCAGUCCAGGACAGGUCCUGUUUGUCCCAAGGCACUGGUGGCACUAUGUGGAAUCCAUUGAUCCUGUCACUGUCAGCAUCAACUCUUGGAUUGAACUGGAUGCAGAUCAUGAAGCCCGUGUAGAGGAGGCAAUAACUCGAAUGCUGGUAUGCGCCAUAAAAUCAGCAGAAAAUCCCAGUGAUGGAGAUCUCUGGCUAAAUCCCACAGAGGUUGAGGCAACCUCCCAUGAAAUCAAUCUUCAGUACCUGAAUAAAGCAGUGUCUGCAUACCUCAAGUGUCAGGAGACAAGUGUGUCAGGACAGGCACAUUCCAGCAGCAGUGGUGCAAAGCAGAGGACAAACACCUCAUGCAAGAGGAAGAGAAGGGAAGCUGGCUGUGAACCAGAGAGCUGCACAUUACUAACCCAGAAAUGUGACUUUCCUGCACCCAAAGCAGAAGAGCUGCGGAAAAUACCUUUUGGGCCUCAUCUUAUUCAGGUUUUACCACAGUCUCACAAAACCAGCGUGGUGGGUGCAGUUGCAGUUGAAAGUGAUGGUAGAGAUCUUCUCCAUGAAAAUGAAGGAGAACAUUUUGGAAAAUUACAGUGCAAGAGGAAGAGAUUGCUAAUGAGUAAUGACUGUGAGGCAGCUGCACAUCAAAUGGAUUCAGACUGCAGUCCAUGCACCUCACAAACAGCCCUUUCCACCAAUGACUUGUUAGACUGUCUGGUUAAUCCUCGUGUCAUCAGUUUAGUGGCUCAGCUGCUGUUGGAGAGAAUGAGAGUGUGAUGCUGGAGUGCUUUAUCAUUGCUGAAACAGAAAUCAAACAGCAGCCUUGUUCUGCAGGUUUAAAAUCUGUAAUAAUUGAAUGUUCCAUUUCAAGUAAUUUUUAGGUACAGAUAGACACAGUUAAUGGUUAAGUGCAGGUUGAAGUUGAGCUGAAAGAAGAAUAGCUGGUUAGUGAUGGCUGUGAAGAGAAAGGUGUGUUUAGUCAGGGAGCUGCUCAAUGUUAUGAACAAGAGAGAGCACACACAGUCACACUCCCACCGUGCUGUGCAGGUGGGAUCUUCACAGUGCUCUACAGCUCCGAGCUGGAAAACAAAUAUGGCUUGAUGAUGGAUAGCAGAGGGAGUGCUGGGACAUGGUCACAGCAAAGGGGGGCCAGGGAUGGGAGCAGAGAGAUCGACUGACUGUAGACUGGAGUCCUUGACCACAUUUAAAGUAAUAAUAAGCAAUAAGCAAUCAGUUGAUUACAUUAAAAGUAAUAAAUUCAGGUAAACCUAAACCUCAGCCAAGAGAGAAUGCACUCCCUAAUGCAUCUACUUCCUCCCUUCUACUAAAUAACUUCAGUUUUGUCACAGAGCUCUGGGUUGGAGUGAGACAAAAGCCCUUAGCAAGAAAGUAGCCUUUAGCUACUUGAAGGUAGGAGAGUAAGAGCAUUGGGAAGUUCCUGCUAUUAUUUAUUUAAAGACAGGUGUGCACAGUCCCCUAAGAAACAAAGCAAAACAGCUGUGACUUUUUACCUCUGUCCUUCUCCUUACCAUAACAAUAAAAAUGUAUUAAUUUUUUUCUUUUGGUUGUAAAUGGUUGCCGUACAAGAUCAUCCUUUCUUCAAAGGAUAGUAAUCCUUGGAUUUGGUUUUAAAAGCUGGGUUGUUCUCUGAUUGAAAUUUAGGGAACAUGAAAUAUUGGCAAGAUGUUUGUUAACUCUGAAUCUAUGCAUGGAGGCUUGAACAGAACCUGGGAAGAAAGCUGCUGGCACCUUCCAGGAUGCUCUCACCUCCUCUGAUUUCUGUUUGUGGUGGCACCAGAGGCAUUUUCCCUAACUGCAGUUUCCAGAGACAGCUUCAGGGACAGCUCCUGUGAAACCUUUGCUUUUAAAAUAUCUCUUUGCUUGUGUCUGCUAGAGACCAAGAAGCCAGUUUCUAUCAUCAGCCUGUUCCCAUAGCCUUAACCUUCCACCACCAACCCUCCAGCUGGUAUUUCCUUUGCUUGAUGUGUGCUCCCUGCUAAAUACAUGAAGCUAGUGCUGUUUUCACAAAGAUCACCUUCCACUAAUUUAUAGUUGAAAAAUCCUGAUUGCAAAGGUGCUUUCUCUCUGCUUUUAUUCAGAUUGCAUUGUUGGCAGGGUCCUGAUGAAUUAUGGUAAGGGCUUCAGAUAUGCACCAGUAGAUCAGAAAUUCAGGGAACCUUGCCAUUUCAAAAAUCUCCCCAAAAACCUAAUACACUUGGAAGAGGAAUAAGUUGAAAAAGCUCAAAGGUUCAUGUUUAACAAGCACAGAAACCUUACCCUGAUGGAAACAGAGCUGUGUGUGUAGUUUGCUGGAGACCCUGGCUUUGAAGCGUGGCUGUGAGUUAGCAGCAGAGGCCACACGAGCUCCAUCUCUGACCAACAAUGGGCAGUUCCCAGUCCUGCUCUGCCCUGGUAAUUGGGCUCAGACCCUGGUAACACCUCAGCAAUGAGAGAAAAUCCACUGUUCUCGUUUCAUGUUUCUACACCAAAGGGUCUGCAGGGUUGCACCCCUGCAACCAGACCAGAAUUUAAUAAACAAUCCUGUUGAUACAGUU